AUGGCGAUGUCUCCGGCGGCGGGCAGGACGCCCAACCCCAAGGCGGCGCCGUCCCCGUCCCCGUCCGCCCGCCGAGCCGGGGCGGAUUCGGCCUCGGCCGCCGCCGCCGCCGCCGCGUCGGACACCAAGGCCCGGUUCGAGGCGUACAACCGGCUGCAGGCGGCGGCGGUCGCGUUCGGGGAGAAGCUCCCGAUUCCGGAGAUAGUGGCCAUAGGGGGCCAGUCGGACGGCAAGAGCUCGCUUCUGGAGGCGCUCCUCGGCUUCCGCUUCAACGUCCGGGAGGUCGAGAUGGGCACCCGCCGCCCCCUCGUCCUCCAGAUGGUCCACGACCCCACCGCCCUCGAUCCCCGGUGCCGCUUCCAGGAGGAGGACUCGGAGGAGUACGGGCACCCCAUGGUGCAGGCCGCGGCGAUAGCCGACCUCAUCAAGCAGCGCACCGAGUCGCACCUCCGGACGAUCCAGGCCGCCGUGUCGUCCAAGCCCAUCGUCAUGAGGGCCGAGUACGCCCACUGCCCCAACCUCACCAUCAUCGACACCCCAGGUUUCGUGCUUAAGGCUAAGAAAGGUGAGCCGGAGAGGACGCCGGAGGAGAUCCUGUCGAUGGUGAAGACACUAGCGAGCCCGCCCCACCGCCUCAUUCUGUUCCUCCAGCAGAGCAGCGUCGAGUGGUGCUCUUCACUCUGGCUCGAUGCAAUUAGAGAGAUCGAUCCCACUUUCAGGCGCACCAUGAUAGUCAUCUCCAAGUUUGACAACCGACUCAAGGAAUUUACCGAACGGUGGGAGGUCGAUAGCUACCUGAGCGCAAGCGGUUACCUUGGGGACAAUAUCCACCCAUUCUUUGUGGCUCUUCCAAAGGACAGAGGAACAAUCUCCAAUGACGAGUUCCGGCGGCAAAUAUGUCAGGUAGAUAUUGAUGUGCUGCGACACUUGCGUGAUGGUGUGAAAGGGGGUUUCAAUGAAGAGAAGUUUGGUCCGUACAUUGGGUUUAGCUGCCUCAGGAAGUACCUGGAGUCUGAACUUCAGAAGAGACUGGACUCCAAACUGCAAGCAACCUCUGAUGUCUCUCAGCUGAGGAGAUCGGCAAUGCUUCAUGCUGCUUCUAUCUGCACCCAUUUGCGUGCAUUACUUGAUGGAGCAGCUGAUCCAGCCCCAGAGGUAUGGGGAAAAACUACUGAAGAGGAGCAAAUGCACAGUGGUAUUAACAGCUGGCCUGGCAUCAGUGUUCCUGUAAAACCUCCCAAUUCUAGCCUUAAGCUGUAUGGCGGUGCGGCUUUUGAGAGAGUAAUGCACGAAUUCCGCUGUGCGACAUAUUCCAUGGAGUGCCCACAGGUGUCAAGAGAGAAGGUUGCGAACAUAUUACUUGCCCAUGCUGGAAGAGGUGGGAGCAGUGGGAUGACUGAGGCAGCUGCUGAGAUAGCACGCGCAGCUGCACGAUCAUGGCUUGCUCCUCUUACUGAAACUGCUUGUGAUCGGCUUGCAUUUGUCCUGCAAAGCCUAUUUGACCUUGCAAUGGAGCGCAGCCGCACUGAUGAUUCAAGAUAUCAAAAUGUUGAAAAUAUGGAUGGAUAUGUUGGCUUCCUUGCUGCUCUCCGGUGCUCCUAUUAUAAGUUUGUCAAGGAUUUGUCCAAGCAAUGCAAGCAGAUAGUACGACAUCACCUUGAUUCAGUCACGAGCCCCUACUCCCAUAUUUGUUAUGAGAGCGACUUUCUUGGUGGCGUUGGAACUGUAGCAAACACCCUUCACAGGUUUAAUCAGUUCAGUGGAGUUGCAUCUUUUGACCUAUCAGACAGUGGAUCACUGGAGGAAGGCCAGGAGAAUCUACCACCAAGAGAUCAGCAACAGAUGACUCCACCUGCUAAAGCAAAUGAGAGGGAAAUUCUGAAAGAAAGCCAGCUGACGGUUCCUGAGACGCCUUCUCCUGAUCUGCCAGCUGAUAUACAUGGUGGUAAGAAGAAAGACAAUGGAAAUAUGAAUGACGGUGGGGCAAGGAAAAGACAUGCAAGGAUGGCAGCAUAUGCAAACAGGGGUCACCAUAACAAUGUGACUGUUGGUGGUGAUGAUCUGGUCUCAAGGUCAGGGUCAUCGUACUCCAGCAUAUGUUCCAUAUCUGCUCAGUACUUUGCCAAAAUGCGAGAAGUCCUGAUUGAAAGGAAUGUUCCCUCUGCAUUGAAUUCUGGAUUCUUAACACCAUGCCGUGAAAGGUUGUUUUUAGCGCUUGGAUUCGAGCUGUUUGCUGUAAAUGAUGAGAAGUUCAUGGACAUGUUUGUGUCUCCCGGCGCGAUUGAUUGUAUCCAGAAUGAGCGCCAGUCUCUGCUGAAGCGUCAAAAGAUUCUGCUGUCCUGUUUAAGCGAGUUCAAGAACAUCUCACGGACUCUGUAA
Molecule: messenger RNA, 2379 nt
Organism: Triticum turgidum subsp. durum (durum wheat)
Lineage: Eukaryota; Viridiplantae; Streptophyta; Magnoliopsida; Poales; Poaceae
Source: the annotation of a GenBank genome assembly